This is a messenger RNA of Nezara viridula (southern green stink bug), 4908 nucleotides long. Lineage: Eukaryota; Metazoa; Arthropoda; Insecta; Hemiptera; Pentatomidae. The record is from the annotation of a GenBank genome assembly.
AAACAAAAUGAAUUUACUUACUUGAAAAAACUCCAGCAAUGCUCUCUUGCCUCUCAUUUGAGAGCUUUUGAAAAAUCUUACAGUCAUAUCCUAUUGAACUGAUAACAUUUACUUUAUUUAACACUGACAUUUUGUAUACAAUCAAUUUCUAUGUCAAGAUCAAUGCAAGCAUAUCAACACGACAGUGAAAACAAACAAACUGUAGAAAUUCUUGAACAUUUUCAGUCCAGUUUGACUAUUCUUCAUAUUUUAAUCAAAUAAUUUAAAUUUGUAAUACUUAAAACCCAAUGUACACACACUAACUAAGGCAAAUUACGAAUGAUAUUAACCCUGAUCACAAUAAAUAAUCUAAAACUUUUUUACACUAUAUAUAAUGAUAACCCAACUUCUAUACAAAAAAUUUAGAAUCACAACCUGUCUUCAUCAAAAUAAAACACAAAGACGAGGAACGAUAAAAUGACAGCGUGCAACAAGGAUGGCGGCCUACCGGCAACGCCUUAUGUAUUAACAUAGAUAUAAGUUAAUUCAUAAACAAAUUGUUAAUAAGUUUCAUAUUUAAAGGAAACAUGAUGAUAACGAAAUUUUCUUAUUAAUUUUUCUCACUUUAUUUAAAAAGCUAUGUUAGCCUUUUUGAUUUGGAUUCGACAGAAACUUCAUUACUGAUACUAAAAAAAAAAAAGGUACUUUUUGGCGCGGGAACUGAACUUAUGGUUACAAAAGAUCGACUCAACUGGAGCAGUUUGACAUGAAAAGGUAUCCUGAUGUACUCAGAUGACAUGGCUUUCAUGGAUUUUUAUGAUGACCAACAAAAUUCGAAAGAAGUUGUCAUUUACUUCAUUCAAGAUGGGGUUUCUAGCUCAAAGGAAAUGCUACAAGCUUUUAGUGUUUGUCAAGAUGCAAAAUUUAAACCUAAAAUUAUCUCUGAAGACAUGAUUCCAGAAAUCAAAUUAGGAAGAAAUAUUGUAUUUGUUAUGGAAAACUUUUGUGGUGAUACUUUUGAUUUCUUGGCUUCAAAGGAAUGUUUAGUUGUUGGCCCUAGUUGUCUUCAUGCUUGUUUUACUAAUGCGAUUCCUAUUCCUAACAAUAAUAGUGCAGUGUUCAACAUAGCAAUGAGAGGAUUUGUGAUAUGCACUACUAAUCUAAGUCCUGAAUAUAAGAAGGAAAUCAAGAAAUUAGUUGGAUUUAUGGGUGGCAUAUAUUCAGAUCAAUUGACUCUGGCAGUUACACAUCUUUUGGCUGACAAAAUUACAUCUAUUUGCACAGGAAAAUAUCAGAAGGCUGUUGAUAACAACAUUCCCAUUGUUAGACCAGAGUGGAUUUUGAAAUGCUGGGAGCUUUCCAGAAUGGGGCAAAAGGCACCUGAUCCCAUUGGCUUCCGUUUACCUCCAUUUCAAGGAAUGCAUAUAACUUGUAGUAAUUUAUCACAAGUUGCAAAGAAGAAGCUUCACAUGCUUAUAGAAGCGAAUGGAGGAGUUUACUUACGGACACUCGAGCUUAAUAAAACAGUAGUUCUAGUGAUAGGUGAGCCUGAAGGUAAAAAAUGGCAGCAUGCUCAACAAUGGGAAAUACCAUGUGUAUCUCCUUCCUGGAUUUAUGAAUCAGUUGAAAGAGGAGUAGCAGUUCCUUCCAAAAAUCACCUAGUUGUAGGGCGUCCAAAAUGUUCAACCCCUACCAAUGCCGGAGAACACAAUAGUUUCAUGAGCUGCUCUGACAUUUCUGUUGUACCAAUGGCUGCAGAAAAAAGUCGCAUUGACGAGACAAAUACUAGUAUUGCUAGCACAUCUUCACUUAAAUUAUUUAAAGCAGAAGAAAAAAGAACUCCUUUGAGGCCUCUACCUGAUGGAGAAUACAAAAAACUUCUUGAAGAAAUAAAUAUGUUUGAUGUUAAGGCUGCUGGACCAUUUCUGGAUGGUUGCAAGAUUUACCUUAGUGGAUUUUCAUCUCAAGAAUGUGAGAAGUUGAAACGUUUAAUAAAUUCAGGGGGUGCUACACUAUUUACUUCUUUAUCUGACAAUCUUUCUCAUGUCGUUGUCGGAGAUUUUUCUGCUGCAGAUGCUAAGGAAUUGGCUAACCUUAUUGCAAGGCCUCAUGUAGUGAAACUGCAAUGGCUAAUCCAAUGUCUCAAAGAACGUCAUUUAGUUGGUGUGGAGAACUUCCUAUGUUUGCAGUCUGCGCCAGUCCCUCCUGCAUCUCCUUUGAGUCACAAGGGAUUGAAAUUACUAAAAUCUCAAAGUGGAAUAGAAGAGGUAGGUGUAGGAGCAGCUAAUCAAACUGAUUUAAGAGCUUCAGUUUCCAGAAAACUUUUUGUAAAAGCACAAAAAGUUACAGCUGUGAAAACUCCUGAAAAAUCUUCAACUGAGCAAAAUCAAGUUGAUUUUAGUGCUCUUGAAAGAAGAGCACAAGAAGAAUUGCUUAGAGAAAAAGAAAAUGCAGUGAAAAGUCAUAGAGAACUCGUUGAAAAGAAUUCAAAUGCUGCUGAAAUUCCAACAACUAGUGAAGGAGCUAGAGUUUCUAUGCAAGAUCAAAGUAACAUCUCUGAGCAGAGUACCUGGGAACAAUUUUUUCAAGGCCUUACUUUUGAGAUUCUUGGUUAUGAUGAAAUUGAGCAAAUAAAAGAAUCUAUAGAAAAAGCUGGUGGUAAGGUUAUUUCAAAAGGUCAUUUGAAUGAAAUCCCAGAUUUCACCAUAGUUCCUGUUGAAGGGGCUGAUCUUAAGCCAACGUCUAAGAAUGUUGUUUCUAUUAUAUUUGUUGAAGACUGUUAUGACCAUGAUUGUCUUAUAAAAGAAUUAGAAUAUUAUCAUCGUCCUCUACCUGGUCUCCUCAAUGCUGAAAAAAAACUUGAAGGAGCAAUUUUUGCAUUAUCAGGAUUUGGUCGUGCUGAAAGAAGGUUGUUAGUAUAUGUUGCAAGCAAUUUAGGAGCAGUAGUUCAGGACAUGUUUUCAAGGAGUGAUCAUCCAGAUAAGGGUGUAAAAAGAUCUACUCAUCUUCUUUGCAAAGAAGCCACAGGAAAGAAAUACGAAGCAGCUUUGAAAUGGGGAAUACCUGUUGAGACUCCUGAAUGGCUCAUAAGUCAAAUUCAGAAUAAAACUGAAGACAAUACAUCUCAUGAUAGGUCCCUAAGUUGUUCAAUAAAUGCUGUAGCAAAUAAUGACAUGUCUGCAAACAAUCCCUCAAGACAUGAUGAAUCGGUAGCUGAACCAAUGGAAUUGGAAUCUUCAUCUUGUGGUCCCAAUGACGUAACACCUUUGAAUGCAGCAUUAAAAAGGAUGUCAGUUCCUGGAAGUGCAGGGUUUUCACCAUUUCAUGUGGAAACUCCGGAUACACCUUAUGGAAAGAUAUUCUCAGAAAAUACUCCCUCUCCUACCACAAGGAAAAGAUGGAAACAAUGGAUAGAUGGCCUUCCUGAUUUGUAUGAAGGAAGUCCUGGAUCUAAUGCUCCUAGAAAUAGACGACCCUCAACGCCUUUAGAAGUAAUUAAAAAGCAACUGUGGUCCAAAUGUGGAGGCGUUAAAAUAGAUGGUAUAGAACAACAUACUGGAAAACUUUUAAAACAAGGACCAUAUUCUGAAUGGGCAAAAGACAGUGAAUCAGAAAGUGGUUCUAAGAAUAAUUCUAUUGUAAGUGAAAAAGAAAACCUAAAUAAUUUAAAUGAUCCAGAUUCUAUAUUCUCAGCACUUCAGGCAAAAAUAUCGGAAUCUCAGUUAGUUUCUCAGAAUGUGAUAGAUGAAUUAAAGAAAGCUGAAUCACUUGAAGAAUUGAGUCCGCACUUAAAACAAAGAUUGAGUAACAGAAUUUCUCAACCUCCAAUUCGUCAGCAUCAAUCUCCCACAAGAGAAUGGGGUAAUGAUAAUCAAGGUGGCCAUUUUAAUGAAAAUAAUGUAGUUAUGUGGGAUUUUUCAUCUAAUGGAAAGAAUUCAUGGGCCGAGAAACCUACUGCAGUUACGGAAGCUGAUGAGCCCAAUAGCAGUUUAGCUACCAGUGGUAAAAGUGUAACUACUCCACAACCCUCUUCUGCUUCUAAGUCAUUGGUUACAGAAACGGCUAAUAAAAAUGCUACAACUGAUCGUGUUGUUAACAAGAAAUCUCCAAUCAUAAAGACUCAGAGACUUGAAAAUACUGUUGUUGUUGAUGAAUCAACCAAGGUUUUCCUUCUUUCAGGACUUUCGGCAGAAGCAAAGCAGAAAUAUGAAGGUAUAAUACGCCACCUUGGAGGUGGAGUCACGCAGUGCCCCACGUACGAUCCUGCAACAACUCACAUAAUCAUAGAGAAGCCAAUCAGGAGUGAAAAACUUCUCUGUUGCAUUGCUUCUGGUAAAUGGGUACUUCACACGUCGUAUUUGGAUAGUUGUUAUGAGACAAGGCAAUUUCUUCCGGAGGAAGAAUACGAAUGGGGCAAUCAGAGGUCAGUUAUGAGAUUGCCAAAAGUGAAAGAAGGUUCAACAGAGGCUGGGCUAGUUGCAGCUAGUUAUAAGUGGAGGAAAAGAAAACAAGAUAUGGGUUCAACUUCUCCUUUCAGGGAUAUGAAAGUAUGUCUAGUCACAGUCGAAAACAAGAAACCUCAAUUCACACGACUUUUGGAAGCUGGAGGAGCUCAAAUUUUCCAACAAUGUGAUAUCCUGAAAUGUAAUUUUGUUAUCUGGGAAGAAGGCAAAAUAGAAAUUCCUGUUCCCUUAAAAGAAUUGGCAUCGAAAAAGGUUCACGUUGUACAACCAGUGUUUUUAGGAGAGUUUCUCGUCAAGGCAACACCUCCUUCAGACCAUUACCCACCAUCAUACGUUGCUGUUAUCAAACAGAUGAGACAGCGUUGUAAACAGUGAUGAGAGCAUUUGACUGAACUUGUUAUAAUUUUGUCAUAUAUUUAAAUAUGUUUUGUACAGUAAUUAAAUAUAAUGUAUGUUUAUAUUUUAC